UACUAAUUUGGUACAUCCAUCAGUGUGGCCGCUCGCAUGUGAUGCUCCCCUCUGAUUUUCCGCCAUCUUCAACUUCCCAUUGUUCAUCAGGGCAGGCAACCGAAACUAGCCGUUCAGCUAGCUAACGUGAAUCACAUUAGCUUGUCGGUGGCAUUGUUGUCACCUUCGGCAGUUUCUUUCGUAGCCCACGUCGAAACAGAUUGUUUAACAUAGGUACAACGCAAUACACACACAGGACUGAAAAAUGAUGAUGGACGAUGACCAGCCCAAGACCCUGUAUGUUGGGAACCUGUCUAGGGAUGUUACUGAGCCUCUGAUCCUCCAGGUUUUCACACAAAUAGGACCUUGCAAGAGCUGUAAAAUGAUUGUUGACACGGCUGGGAACGACCCGUACUGUUUUGUAGAAUUCUACGAACACAGGCAUGCGGCUGCGUCCCUAGCUGCCAUGAAUGGACGUAAAAUAAUGGGUAAGGAGGUGAAGGUCAACUGGGCCACCACACCAACCAGUCAGAAAAAAGACACAAGCAAUCAUUUCCAUGUGUUUGUCGGUGACCUUAGCCCGGAAAUCACCACAGACGACGUCAAAGCAGCAUUUGGCCCAUUUGGAAGGAUAUCGGACGCUAGAGUGGUCAAAGACAUGGCCACCGGGAAGUCUAAAGGCUAUGGAUUUGUGUCCUUCUUCAACAAGUGGGAUGCUGAGAACGCGAUUCAGCAGAUGGGAGGCCAGUGGCUGGGGGGGCGACAGAUCAGGACAAACUGGGCCACCAGAAAACCCCCUGCUCCCAAAGCCACUUACGAAAACAACACGAAACACCUGUCCUUUGAUGAAGUGGUGAACCAAUCCAGUCCCAGUAACUGUACAGUGUACUGUGGCGGGGUCAGCUCUGGUCUGACUGAGCAACUGAUGAGACAGACCUUCUCUCCGUUCGGACAGAUCAUGGAAGUGCGGGUUUUCCCAGACAAGGGCUACUCGUUUGUGAGGUUCAACUCUCACGAAGGAGCAGCCCACGCCAUCGUGUCUGUGAACGGGACCUCGAUAGAGGGCCACAUGGUCAAGUGCUACUGGGGCAAGGAGACCCCAGACAUGAUAAACCCCAUGCAGCCACAGGUGCAGGUACCCCAGAACAAAGUGGGUUUCGCGGCCGCCCAGCCCUACGGCCAGUGGGGCCAGUGGUACGGCAACGCCCAGCAGAUCGGCCAGUACGUGCCCAAUGGCUGGCAGGUGCCCACCUACGGCGUGUACGGCCAGGCCUGGAACCAGCAGGGUUUUAACCACUUACCAGCCAGUGCAGGCUGGACGGGGGUCAGUGCCAUCAGUAACGGCGGGGUUAUGGAGCCCACACAGGGACUGAAUGGGAGCAUGCUAGCGAACCAGCCUGGCAUGGGAGCCACAGGAUACCCCACACACUGAUAGAGGGGGGGUAGCCUGGUCCAGCCUCCUGGCUGCUGCCUCACACAGACGUGUCGGAUGCCCUCUCCAUUCGUGGCAAACUUGAGACUCAUUGGUACGUGGAAUGAGGAGGCGAAAUGGACUUCUGAAGCAGAGGACUAGAAUAGGGGGGGAGAGGUGUGUUAAAGGGAGUUAGGGAGGUUGUGCUCACACAGGUAUUACGCUCUUGUGGUAGACAGACUACAUGGAAAGAGAGCUAGACCGUUUUAAGUUAAAGUGUAAAUGAAUAUUAAACUGUAAAGUAGAUACUUUUGGGGAUUUGAGCCUUUUGUUUACAAUGACUCAACUGCUAUCAUUUUCAUUUAUAUAUUGCCAAUUGUCAAUGCUGUUUUUCUUUCUUUUUUUUCUUUUUUUUUUUUUUUACACAAGAAAAUUAUUUCAGUUUGAAGCAAUGAAUUAUGUGCAGUCAUCAAUCUUAACAGGUAUUCGGUUUUUGUCCCUACCCUCUUCCAGUUUAGAAUCCAAACCAGUUGCAGGGAUUGAUGCCACUGCUUUCCCCUCUAAGGGCAGAUCGAUAUUGCACAGUUUUUCUCUUGUAAUUUUACAAAUUUGAGGGGGUCUUUUUGCAUUCCACUGUUUUCCUGUCAUAUCACAUUUUUCUCCCCUUGUGUAAAUAACCAUUUCAAAAUGUAUAAAGCAAAAUGUCAACUGUGGGGGCUUGCUUUAUUUUUUUAGUUAUGUUUUGUUUUGAUAGAUGAGUAGCACCUUGUGAGUAGCAAAUCAGCCCUGUCAAAUGUUUCUCCAUGAUGGCACUGGCACAAUGCCGUGUUUGUGAUACUUCCAUGCAGGGAAUAGAUGGCAUUGCUCCACAGUGUAAAAAAAAAAAAAAAAAAGAAAGUUGUAAAAUUAAGUAAUACUGUGCAUAAAAUGGCAUUUCUCAUGUUUUUUUU
Osmerus eperlanus (European smelt) is the source of this 2340-nucleotide messenger RNA. RefSeq names its product cytotoxic granule associated RNA binding protein TIA1-like. The transcript is spliced from 12 exons. The record is from RefSeq and is a predicted model, not a curated record. Lineage: Eukaryota; Metazoa; Chordata; Actinopteri; Osmeriformes; Osmeridae. Bases 245 to 1411 code for a protein of 388 amino acids. Gene Ontology annotation, molecular function: RNA binding.